Molecule: messenger RNA, 1825 nt
Organism: Drosophila kikkawai
Lineage: Eukaryota; Metazoa; Arthropoda; Insecta; Diptera; Drosophilidae
Product: apyrase
Biological process (GO): AMP catabolic process
Cellular component (GO): plasma membrane
Molecular function (GO): hydrolase activity, acting on ester bonds; metal ion binding; nucleotide binding
Source: RefSeq, a predicted model, not a curated record
UUAUCGACGGCCAUCGGUUCGGUCUGGUCUGCACUUGACUUUGACAACUUUGCUUUUAACGGUGACUGCGACUAGUCCUUUGACGACAUGGCAGGCGCUUCCUGGUCAAUGAUGAUGAUGAUAUCUCCACUGGUGGCCAUACUCCUUGCCACAAUGAUGGGGCCCGUGGAGGCGGCUGACAAGGAGGGCUUUCCCGUGGCCAUAAUCCAUAUUAACGACCUGCACGCCAGGUUCGAGGCCACGGACACCAGCGGCGGCACCUGUGACGAUGGCGAGACCUGCAUUGGCGGCUAUCCACGCACUGUUACCACCGUCCGGCGGCUGCUGCAGGAUCAGGCAGAUCUGAAUCCCAUCUACAUCAAUGCGGGCGAUAGCUUCCAGGGUACGCUCUGGUACAACAUCGGUCGCUGGAAUGUCACCCAGCAGCUGCUCAACCUCCUGCCCGCCGAUGCCAUGACUCUGGGCAAUCACGAGUUCGACCAUGGUGUUGAGGGCGUGGUGCCUUUUCUGGAGACCGUCAACACCAGCAUGCUGGUGGCCAACAUGGACUGCGCCCACGAGCCGACCAUGGAGGGCAAGUACAACAAGUCGAAGAUCAUUGAGCGCAGUGGUCGCAAGAUCGGUCUGAUUGGCGUUAUCCUGGAGACGACCUAUGAUCUGGCUAACACCGGCAAGCUGAGCUUCCGUAAUGAGAGCGACACCAUCCGCGAGGAAGCACAGCUGCUGAAGGCCCAGGGCGCCAACAUCAUCAUUGUGAUCUCGCACUGCGGCUACGAGGUGGACAAGGAGAUUGCGGCCAAUGCCGGUGACUGGAUCGACGUCAUUGUGGGCUCCCAUUCGCAUACGCUUUUGUAUACUGGAACACCGCCCAGCGGAAGCACUCCCGCGGGACCAUAUCCCACUGAGGUUGUCCACAGCUCUGGCCAUCGUGUCCUCAUUGUCCAGGCCUCGGCCUAUGCCCGCUAUGUGGGCAACCUGGUUGUCUAUUUUGAUGACAAUGGGGAUGUGCUGGACUUCGAGGGGAAUCCCCUGUAUAUGGACCAGUCGGUGCCCGAAGAUGAGGAAAUCCUGGCGGCCAUGCUGCCCUGGAAGGAGGUCAUCGACGAGACGGGCAAGGUGGUGGUGGGUCACAGCAAGGUGGACCUUACCAAGGACGACUGUGCCGCCGGAGAGUGCAACCUGGGCAACUUCUUCUGCGAUGCCAUGGUGCACUCGUUCGUGGGAAUGGCUUCCUAUGAGGAAAAAGCCUGGACAAAUGUGUCCGCCGGACUCAUGAACAUCGGUGGACUCCGUGUGCCGCUCAACAGGGGCAAUCUCACCUACGCCCACAUUGUCAGCAUGUCGCCGUUUGAGAACACUUUGGUGGCCUACAAUUUGCCUGGGAGCAAGCUAGUGGAGGCCAUGGAGUUUGCCGUAAGCAAGGUGGAUCUGGAGAACGGUGUGAAGGGCUCCUACAUCAACCUGCAAUUCUCGGGCAUACGGGUGAAGUAUGACUACACGAAACCCGUCGGAUCCCGGGUCAUUUCGGUGGCGGUGCGCUGUGCCGAUUGCCAGGUGCCCAAGUACGAGCCGCUGAUAAUGGACAAGCUCUAUCGGCUCACCUCGCCCAACUUUCUGCAGGCAGGCGGCGAUGGUUACACAAUGUUGGCCGAGGGCACAGACCUCCAGUGGGGCGUCACCGACCUGGAUGCCCUGAUCUCGUACAGCGACCACUUUGAUCCCAUCUACCAGGGCCUCGAGGGACGCAUCACAGUGCUCAACUGAUCGGGGAAUACAAAAUAUUUAUGUAGCAUUGGUCCAAGUAAACACUUUCCUUUAAAAGUUA